Messenger RNA from Ruditapes philippinarum (Manila clam), 429 nucleotides. Its product is annotated as N-terminal kinase-like protein. The transcript has 3 exons. The annotation marks the transcript as partial. The record is from RefSeq and is a predicted model, not a curated record. NCBI's taxonomy places the organism in Eukaryota, Metazoa, Mollusca, Bivalvia, Venerida, Veneridae.
GUAGUCUACAUAUCCGGUUUGUCACUUCCGGAGAUUUUUGACACGCAGAAAUUGUUUACAUUUUGACAUUUCUUGUGUUUCUACUUAUAAUUUGAAAUGGACUUACGAAUAUACAUGUGCUGAAGAUGUGGUCCAUAUUUUCUCGUGACCCAGCAAAAGAUUUUGCAUAUGUUAUCGGUGAGAAAGUCGCUGGCUUAGAGGAUAAGUCAGUUUGGUCUCUUCACCAAGGAAAGAAAAAGACAGGUGGUGACAAUGUGUCUGUGUUUGUAUUUGACGUCAAAUCAAGCAGUGAAUCACAGACAGCACUAGCAAGAUCUUCAUUCAAAAGAAUUAAGACAUUGAGACACCCAAAUAUUCUCACUUUCUUAGAUGGAAUUGAGGUGAGGCAUGUUGUUAUAUCAUUAUUUAAAAUGUUAUCAAUAGAUUUUG